Molecule: messenger RNA, 1226 nt
Organism: Acaromyces ingoldii
Lineage: Eukaryota; Fungi; Basidiomycota; Exobasidiomycetes; Exobasidiales; Cryptobasidiaceae
Exons: 1
Coding region: 60-1133 (357 amino acids)
Source: RefSeq, a predicted model, not a curated record
UACGACUUGAGUCUGACGAAGCGCUCUCCUAUCCCAUCUCGCAUACCAGGGUUGGCUCGAUGUAUGCGGGGUCACCUUACCUGAUCCAGCCUCAGUACCUUGACGUAUGCUUGAGGGACCCGAUGGGUCACAUCUCGGCCCUGGAGCUCUGCAAUCCAGAUGGGGGACAGAGGCCAUGUUCCUGCUCGCACAUUGCCUCCUCGUUGGAACAUACGGCAGUAGCCAGGGGACCCACUUUGACGGCGUACAAGGGCGCUAAUUCGCGUCUCUCUGCGAUCAUCGGGCGUUACUUCGAUCGCUUAGGUGCCUGCAGGAGUAGCAGCUUCCAGUGGCCCUACGAUGCCGAGCGCAUGGCGAUGGACCUCGAUGCAGACCUCAUGUGCUUCGAAGCAAGCGUAGCCCAGCUCCCUUCUGCCAUGUUUCGAAUGGGGCAAAAGGAAGUCCUGUCGCUCUGCGUCGCUGCGCUGCGCGGAGACGUCGCCAAGCGGCUCUGCGAUGCCUUUGCGGCCAAUCUUUUGUCCCGCGAGAAGGCGCUUCUUCCCGAGGCGGUCGAUUGGAUGCUCCAGCGGCGCAGCCUCGACACAGCCAAGGCACUGAUCCUACGUGCGGUAGACGUGCCCCGGACAUCGUCGUUGGGCGCCCGGGUCAGCUGGGUCUUUUUCCCAAAGUUUGUACAUCGACAUACCAUGGAUCUGCUUGUGGCUGCGAGACGCUGGACGGCACGGCAGCACGAUGCAGAAGGCACGGCCUAUCUACUCGACUGUCUCCGUCAUGCUAUUAUGGGACGCAACUUUCUGGUUUUGCUCACGAGGAGAAGUGAGCUGCCAGCUGCCAAGAGGCUCGUCGACGAGGUCUGCGCGCACACCCUCGAAGUACUUGGCACCUGGAUCGACGGAGGCGAGAGAGAAGAGGAAGAUGAUCAGCGCCAGCGCAGGCUUACGGUGCGUAACGCCGAGGUUAUCGUGAACGACGCAGCGUUGAUGGCAGACAUCGAGGCGCGCUUGCCCGCACCAUUGCCCCCCAACCUCGAAAAUUUGGACUUCAAUCUCGACGAGACGCUCGCCAGCCUGUUUGCGGACCUGCCUGCGCUCGAACAGCUCUUUGGCUUCGGCGCGGCGGCCCCUGUUCAGUAGCGCUGUGCUCGUCCACUUCGUCGAGCAGCUUGGUGUCCAUAUGAGCGACAGGGAGUGUACAGCUCGCAAGCCUAGCCUUGCCUGAGUGAUACU